Molecule: messenger RNA, 5778 nt
Organism: Scomber scombrus (Atlantic mackerel)
Lineage: Eukaryota; Metazoa; Chordata; Actinopteri; Scombriformes; Scombridae
Product: AT-rich interactive domain-containing protein 5B-like
Exons: 10
Coding region: 1-3543 (1180 amino acids)
Biological process (GO): regulation of transcription by RNA polymerase II
Cellular component (GO): nucleus
Molecular function (GO): transcription cis-regulatory region binding
Source: RefSeq, a predicted model, not a curated record
AUGGAGCCGAACUCACUGAAGUGGGUGGGCUCGUCUUGCGGUUUACAUGGACCAUAUAUAUUCUAUAAAGCCUUUAAAUUUAACCGGGACGGCAAACCGAGGAUUUUGUCUCUCGGAGACUUUUUCUUCGUCAGAUGUAAACCGGAGGAUCCUAUUUGCAUAGCGGAGCUUCAGCUGCUCUGGGAAGAAAGAACAAGCAAACAACUUUUAUCAAGCUCCAAACUUUAUUUUCUACCAGAGGAUACUCCCCAGGGACGGACAGUCACACAUGGAGAGCACGAGGUAAUUGCAGUGUCUGAGAAGGUGAUUGUGCGGCUGGAGGACCUGGUGAAGUGGACAGUACCCGACUUCUCAGGAUGGGUCCACGGUCUGAAGGCCGAGCCUCUCAAAGCCUCUGUUCUCCGAGAGCUGGGGACCAAUGGGAGGCGGGAGGCCCUUCACCGCUACAGAGAGAGCACCCUAACCAGCGGACUCAACUUCAAGGAUGUCCAGAGGGAGAGGGCGCAGCUAGGCCAGGAGGAGGAUGGAAGGAAGGUUUUGGUUCUCAGUUACCCCCAGUACUGCCGCUACCGCUCGGUUUUGGCGCGGCUCAGAGAGCAGCCGUCCUCUCUGUUCAUAGACCACACAGUGCUGGCGCUGGGCGGUAUCGCUGCAUUGGGAGGGAGCACGAAGAUCCUCUAUUGCCGGGACACCUUCGAAAAUCCCGUCCUGCUGCAGAACGAGAGCAUCUGUGACGAGUUUGCUCCCAACUUGAAGGGGCGACCUCGGAAGAAAAAGCUGUCCAUCUCUCAGAGGAGGGACUCCCCAGGUCAGGCUCAGGGUCAAGGGUCAUCAGGGUCAAGCCAGGCAUCAACAGCAGUGGCCGCACACGACCCCUGCAGCCCAGAGAGCAAAAGUCCCAAGGUCAAACCCAACUGUAAAGUGGUACCCAACGGAAAAAUAAUAUCAGCAGCCAAACACAAGGCCAACGGCCUCAGCAAGAAAUCCACAGCUGAGGAGAAGGAGAGAGGAAAGGACAAGGACAGGGAAAAGGAGGAGAGGAACGAGGAGGAGAGGAACGAGGAGGAAACAUCAGAGGAGACCAGAGCGGAGGAGCAAGCUUUCUUAGUGGAGCUCUACAAGUACAUGAAAGAAAGAGACACGCCCAUAGAGAGGAUCCCUUUCCUCGGCUUCAAACAGAUCAACCUUUGGACUAUGUUUCAAGCUGCUCAGAAACUCGGAGGAUAUGAGUUGAUCACAGUUCGUAGACAGUGGAAGCAUGUCUAUGAUGAAUUGGGCGGGAACCCCAGCAGCACAAGCGCCGCCACGUGUACACGGAGACACUAUGAGAGGCUCCUCCUUCCAUAUGAGAGGCACGUCAAGGGCGAGCAGGACAAACCCCUCCCCUUGGCCAAACCCAGGAAGGAGGGCGUCCAGGAGAAGGUGUCAGGGGCCAAAUCCAAAGGAGUCGGGGCCAAGAAAUUGAAAAUCCCCAACAAUCCCAAACAGGGGAACAGAAGGGACCGAGGGGAGACGGUGAAAGGCCAAGAACAAUCACAGGACUCCAAGGGGAAAGAGGAAAAUCAUGAGCUCUCUGCAGCCAUAAAGCACGAGGCGCUUCUAAGAGAUGAACCGAUUGUAAUAGAGGAGGAAGAGUUACAUCUUACCCUGAAGAAAGAGGAAUCAUUGGCAGAGGAGCAGCCAUCUUCACUCUGCCCCAAAGAGCCAGAAUGCAGGUCCCCACAUGCUGGUCUACCCCUCCACACAGGGGCCGGUCCCCAGACUGAAUGGAGGCAGAUCACAGAGGCCCUCCAAGUUAAACUUACACGUGAACAGCAAACUGAAGGGCAUUUCAUUCCUAAAAACGCCUACCUGCCUCACCGUUGGGAUCAUAAUAAACCUCCUGGACAUGUUGCCCUGCCUGAACCCACCUCCAGGGUCAAAGACUCCACAGACAGUCAUGGUGGGAGAGUGGGGAAGGUGUUACCUAUGUGUAAAACAGACAGACAGGCUAUAGACUUGAGCACAGAUUCCUUCUCAGAGAAAGAAGACUAUGGGGUCUUUAAGAAGGAGUCUAUCCAGUGCCCCGCACAGACGGUUGCUUACUGCAAAGCCAGUCAGGUCAUGUCUCCUUUGGCCAAAAAGAAGCUCCUCUCCCAAGUGUGCGAAUCCAACCCUUUCUCCUUUUCUUCUCCUUCUCUCCAGCCUCUGCAUCCCACAGUUGCUCCCUCUCUCCCUGCCAUAUCGGGGGCUGAAAGAGAGAUGAAGAGAAAGGGUGAGGAGGAGGUGGCAGGGCAGAGGCACGGGUGUGUGUCAGACAAUAUCCCGGAGGUAGCACCCAUAUUUAGGCCAUCAGUCAUCCAGCAUGCCCAGAGCAGCAAGCCUCACCAACAAGCCACCGGUGGCCUGUCGGAGAGGAGCGCUGCAGGGGACAUUUCAGAGACUUACAGCUGCCGGACGAGCCACCACCUCCAGCCACAGGUCAAUCCACCGUGGCAACCCUAUCUCCCCCGAACCCAUACCCAGGAGGGUGCAGAGAAUGCUGGAGAGAAGCUACUCCAGGGCCCAGCCACUCAGACUCGGAGCUAUGCAGGUGACUGCUACUCCUCCCCACACCUCCACAGCCUGUACAGGCAAACUGAGAGCUGCCUGAGCCAGGAGAGGAUGGCUGGCUUCCCCAACGGAGAGCAGAGAGAGCACUACACCAGGGACCGAGAAGGCAGCCAGGGCUUUGUUUGUGGCAGCCUGGAGCAAGAGGGCUUAGCCUACAGAUCUCACUACAGUGACAGGACUCAAACACACAGAGAUAGCAGAGAGGCAGAAGAUGAGCCCAGAGAUUUCACAAUUUCUAAACCUGUCUCUCAGAGGGUGCCUACCUUCUCCAAGCCCUCCUUCUGCAAUCUUGCAUAUCCCAUCAUGCACCAGGGGUUGGAUUCACACCCUAAGGCGUGCAGAGUUCCUCCUAUGACCAUUUCUCCUCCCAAACAGAGCCCAGCAGAAUCAUCGCAGCAAUUUCCCAGCCCCAAAGCUUCGUCGGAUGCAUCCCUCAGCAGCCCCAUCCGACCCAGUAAACGGAGCUUACUGGAACCCGAGAACGACGAAGUCCCAGAGAGGAAAGUACGUGUGGUGACACCAAUCCACCCUGCGUGCGCUAUCCGACGCAGCGACCCAGAGGAGCUCAAACCAGCCGAGCCGGCCCACGCCGUUCACCUGAACAACCAUCUCCCUGAGGGCCAUCCCACAACGACCUUCCCCCCACACCAUGCCGCACCCCUCUACCCUGGCAUGUACCCACACGGCAGCCUGGUAUCGCAGGACGGGCUCCAGCAGCACCCAGGUCUGCAGUACCUAAAGAGCCAGUCUGCAGUGUCUCCCCUCGUGCCCCCCUUAGCCUUCCACUCCAUGAUGCUCCACAGGCAGCUGCUGGCCUCCAGCCCCAGCCCGCACCACUUCUACAGGCAUCCAGGUGGGGCAGCACUGUACGGGGACCUGUUGCACCACUUGUACCCUCUCUCCACCCUCCCACCACAGCUUUCCUCGGUACACCCCAGCACCAGACUGUGAGGGAGAGAUGACAGUUAGUUUGUCUCUCUCCCUCUCCAUCCUCAGAAACUUUUUCAGCUUCUCUCUGUCUGUCUUUCUGUCUCUCUUGCUCGGGGAUUGUGGCUCAGUCGAAAGAAAACACUGAUUAUAAAACUUAGGCUGAUUACAGACUGAUAAACUCAUCAGUGAGGCAGACUGAAAAUUCCAUUUUCUUUUUUUAAAAAUGUGUUUAUGCAUUUGUUUAUAUACUUUGCACUGUUCUGUAUUUUUUUUAUUACCACUUACUGUAUCUUUUAUGUUGUUGUUGUAUCCUUAUUUGCACAAUGCUGAUGUGUAUGUGCUCACAAAUCAGUUUGCCGCUCUCAGUCACCAUGAGUCAGGUUGUUGCUCUGGACAUGUGAAAAGUGGAGGGCAACAGAGAAAAGCCAUUUGUUUACUGCGUCUGAGGGCUAAACUUUGUUGCUUAAAAACACUACAAGUAACAUGACAACGUAAAUGAAAUUCUUUAUAUAACCAGAGGUGCGUUCAUCAUUGCAAACAAUGUUUCAACAGCUGUUUAGCGCAUUAUUACACUUUGGGCAGCCAGUGGUGUUGUAUCUGUUUACAUGUCUCCAUGCUGAGAGCUGUUGCCUGUUUGUGCCACAGUAAAUCCACCUGGAUUCUUUGGAAUAGACAUUAACACUCACUGCGGUGCUGCAUAAUAUGACAUUGUUUCAUCAUGACAUUCAGAGGUGCUGUGUAUGACAGAUGUACUGUAGACUCACUUUCUACUCAGUUCAGGUUUUUACUCAUUUAUUUCACUUCAGAUACAACACAAGCAGUUGAUCCUCAAUCUGUUGACAAAUCGCGAAUGUUCCAUUUGUUAGAGUUAAUGAAAAGCCGUUUUCAUUUUUGCUUUCUGAAUUGAAAGUAAAUUGACCCCAAACCCCAUGUGACAAGUAGACUGUAGCAGCUUGUUUUUGUCUGUAGGACCAGCGUAAUGAAGCAGCCGUCUGCUGUGGAAUGCUUCACCGCAAGAAAUCAGCAUUUCAUCUUUUUGUUCUUGACUUGAAAAGCUCUUGUUUUGAUGAAAAGACUCUUUUAUUCGACCCGCUGAAAAGACUCACUGUAUGAUUUAAUAGGAAUGUUGUCACUUAGGAUAUUAUUGCUUUGCAAAUAUCUGUGCCUUUUCGCAGUCUUGAAUUAGAGUUAGCACUACAGUUAUUAAGGUUUAUCUUCUGUAGCAGGGUAGAAAUAUCAAUAUUAUUGUCACUCUCGUCUCAUAAGCAGUGCACAGCAGACACUCAUUCAAAAACCAUAUGGCACAGACACCAGACUUGAUUGGUAAGGCACUAAAUUUAAAGUUUUUAAACAGUUACGCUUGAACCUAAACAUUAGUAUUUGUGCUUAAAUAAAAUUGAUUUACUUAGUUUAACUGUGUCAGACAGUCUGUCAUAGAAGAACAUGAGAAGAUUUACAGGUAGUUGAUAUUGACACAGGUCUGGUGUCUCAUCCGCAGGGCAUGUGUGCUAUGUGUGUUUUUCUAACAGUGAUGAAAAGGUACCAGACUCCAUAAAGUAUGCCUACCAUGCUCCGUAGCCCGAGGUGGAAAGACAACACCUGCUCUGGCUUUUACAACCACUAUAAUUGCAAUCCAGGAUAGUCGAAAUACACAGUGAACAUGUCUGGUGUUUCAAAAAGAAGAAGAAAAAAAAGCUGUAAACUUCGAUGUGUAAAGUUUUACUGAUUACUUAGAUAAAGACAUUAAUUUCUGAUUAAGUACUGUACAUUGCUGUGUGUAGGUAAAACUGGCAUUAGUGCUGGCCUCCUAUACAGAACAUUCAUACGGGAUCAAUUUCAUGGCAAACCCUCUCUAUCUCUUUGUCUUAUUUUCGGUGUAAAUAGCACUUGUAGAUAGUACCGCGUGGUUGUUAUCCAUAUAAACUGUUAUAAUCUGUAAAUAGUAUUAAAAAAAACAGUAUAAAAGACGGUUACACAAUCUAGCGGUGUCCUUGUUUGCUCUGUUUCAAGGUUACCGUGAUCACGUUAGAUCUAAACAAACACUACACUAAGAAUUAGGAUACUCUUUUUAUUUGUUGUCGUUUCACGUUCUCUUCUUUUUUUCCACGUUGUUUCCAUUAAUGUGCAUCCUGAAAGUGUUUUUGAUACCGUAGCCAUCUGUUUACCAAUCAUCCAGCUGGCGAGCAAGACAAAAAAUAAAAUACAUUUUGUAUGAUAUGACCUCCUGUAUAUUUAAUUAAAAUAUUUUACUAUCUA